Messenger RNA from Podarcis lilfordi (Lilford's wall lizard), 30108 nucleotides. The record is from the annotation of a GenBank genome assembly. NCBI's taxonomy places the organism in Eukaryota, Metazoa, Chordata, Lepidosauria, Squamata, Lacertidae.
AUGACGGGCAAGUGGGGAAGAGGAGGAAACCCGCUCAGCGCCGUCCCCUCCUCCUCCCGCCUCAGCCGAGGCACUGCGGCGUCGGAGAGAGAGCGAGACAGACGAAGCCGGUCAGGGGUGUGACGUCACCGCUUCUGCAAGGGGAGGAAGUGACGUUUCGACCCCCACCCCGUUCGCCCGCAGGUCUCCGCUCCAAGAACCGGAAGUGGCGUGUGGAACGGACUCGGCGCCGAGUUGGAGAGGCCUACGGAAGAGGCGGCUGUGGUGAGGGGUGGAUGAGGCCUGAGAGGCCGUCGCGGGAGCCGGGUAAGCCGUCGGAAGGGGCCGGGGGCAAAGUCUCCGGAAGGCGAGGCCCAGCUGCGGAAACGGGCAAGGGAGGAAGAGGGGGGGAGGCCGGCCGGUUGGAGCGAAGAGGCCCUUCCUGCUCCAGGGGAGGCAGCCCGAGCAGGCGGGCGGGGUGCGGUGGUUGUUUACGGAGGCGGCUGCCGCGCAGGGAAGACUGUUGGGUUCCCGUCGAGUCCGCCCGUCUCGCCGCCCCGUCGACGCAGGCAGAGACACGAGCACAAUAGGCCCCUUUCCUAUUGUUGCUCGCCAUUCGGUGCCAUCCUGCUGAAGGGGGAGGCAGUUUCUGAAGGAGAAGGUAAGCAGGGAAGUAGCUGGUGUUGCCUGCAUUGGCUGUCAGCGGCCAUCCUCCUGGGUUUCAGGCAGGUGUCCUUGCUAGGGAACGAACCUGGGGCUGUCUGCCCGUUAGGGUUCAGGCAGCAGCUAGGAUAAGAAUGAGGGUUAGGAAAAAGGAAUAGCCUCUCCUGUUUCCAUUCUCUCACCAAACCCUAAUGCAGAGUUGCAGGCUGGGUGAAAUGGAUGUAAGAGCAAGGAGGUGUCUGUUAGGCAAGUUAGGAGCACGCUGCAAACCGAAAAUUAUUUCUUAACUUGUCCCUUGUAACAAGUUUGCUAGUCUUCUCUUUUUUGAUACUAUAUGUGGUAUGCUUUAUGGAUGGUCACGUAUGGGUAGUGAUAGAAACGGUUCUAAAGACUACAGGGUGCCAGAUGGGAUCACAAUACCACCACACACUUCCUCCAAGCAGCUUAGGGUGGUGAACAUGGUUUCACUUCACUUAUUCUUGCAGUGAACCCAUAGGAUAUAUUAGACUGAGAUGUGAUAACUCUUGUUGUGUACAGUACUUCAUCCAGGGGACUCGUACAGCUUGGUUAUAUAGCUGAAAUGGUUUCAUAAGGCUCCUUGGGCCUUAGUUCUUAUUUGUCUUGGAGAGAUUGAACAGAGCUUUUCUUUCCUGUGAGUUUUCUUUCCCCAUGUUUUCUUAAGUAGAAAAGUAGUCUUGGUGUGUGCAUGAGGCAAAGUACACUUCAGUACCUUUAGCUGGAAAGGUGAAGCAUUUUUAAAAAGGCAAGCCACAAUUGUGGUAUAUAAUCAAAAACAGUUUUUGGUAGAUGUGCAUUGGUUACUAGGCUGAAAGUACAUGGUGUGAAUUUUAUGUUCUAACAUGAUGGCUAGUUCUAAUUGUUUACUUUUAUUUUGGCAGACAUUGCCCAUGGAUGAAUUGGUGCAUGAUUUGGCCUCAGCCCUUGAGCAAACUUCUGAACAGAACAAGCUGGAUGAGCUGUGGGAAGAAAUGACUCUUAGCCCAAGGCAGCAGCGACGGCAGCUUCGCAAAAGGCGAGGACGCAAACGGCGUUCAGACCUAACACACCAAGCAGAGCAUGCUUGUUGCUACAGUGGAGCAUCUGAAUCCAGCCUGGAUGAAGUUGUUGAGGACUGCCGGGAAGUGCUGACUGCCAACUUCAGUGACUCAGACGACAUGGCAGUAGCCAAACGCCAUCCAACGCUCAGUACAACUCUGAGAAGUAAGCAGCACUCGUGGCACGAGUCAGACUCAUUCACUGAGAAUGCACCUUGCCGGCCGCUAAGGCGCCGUCGAAAAGUUAAGCGUGUGACUUCAGAGGUGGCUGCUAGCCUCCAGCAAAAACUCAGAGUAUCUGAAUGGAGUUAUGAGAAGGGUUGCAGGUUCAAAUCUGCUAAGAAGCAGCGCUUGUCACGUUGGAAGGAGAAUGCUCCUUGGACAUCAUCAAGCCGAGGACUUUGUGAGUCGGCAGAGACGAGAGCCUUCCUCAACAAAGGGGGAAGAAAUGAGAGGAUGGAAUGUGAAGCAGAUGAACAGAAACAAGGCUCUGAUGAAAACAUGUCAGAAUGGUGAGAUGUCUAGGCUUUUCUUUUGUCUCAUGUAGCUGUGUAGUGCAUAUUGCUAUAACAUACUGUAUUUCAUUUGACAAGCUGUGAACUACUUGGAGCAAAAUCCUCCAAAGAAAGGGCAUACAAAUUAACGGUACAUGCUGAUGAUUGCAGUAGAGUUGUGAAUAAUGGAAAGGGACUCCAAGGGUCAUCUAGUCCAACCCCCUGCAGUGUAGGAAUGUCAACUAAAGCAACCAAGACAAGUGACCAUCACACCUCUGCUUUAAAACCCGUCCCCAACCUCACAAGAAAUAGAACCACUGUAGAAAUGGAGCCUUUAAUGUUUUGAUUUUUUUUUAGUAGCAGUUGUGCUCUUUCAGGCAGGACAUUAGCUGAGUUCUUGCAUUAAUUUAUAUCCUGUGCUUAUAUACUCAGAAGUAAGUUCCACUGUGUUCAAUUGAACUUACUUUCUAGAAGGGUGUUUAGGAUUGCAGUUCAAAGUUUUGUGCUGUCAAAUGCUUUUGUUGCCAUUUGUAAGGCUGACACAGGCAUGUUUUGGGGGGACAAUAAUAAAAUUGUAGCCAACCAAUGUUCAUAGGAACAGUAAAUUAGUACUUCUAUUAGUAGGGCUAACAAAAUUGAUUCAGGUCUUUUAGACUUGCUGAGUAUAUCUUAACCGCCUUUUGGUAACGCUAAUUAGAUUUUUCUUUGUAGUGCUUGAUUCUAACUAAAACACCAUGCUGAAUCACCACCUUAGUUGCUGCAUUCCAUGGCUUGUUAAAUACUAGACUUAUCAGACCACCCACUUGUUUCCCUCUUUGUUGUUCACUUAUUUUCUCCUUUGACGGGCAGUUUGUUUGGUGAUAGCCUGAAGUAGCUCUUGAGAGCCAGGUUGAGCUAAUGUAUUAGAGGUUGGGGGGGGGAAUCCCUACUCCUAGAAGGCAAGUGACAGAGACAGAGUGUCAGCCUCCCCCACCUCCUUCAGCCCGGCCUGACCUUCUGCACCCCCUCUGUGCCUCUUGUUUUCUUAUUUUUAUAGAAAAUCAAUAUCCUUCCUGACACAAACAAUAGCUCAGGAGCAGGACUAAAUGGGGGAGAGCUGAGAUCUGUCCAUCACCUCUCAAUUUAACUCUUCCAGGCUAUUUAAUUAUAGGCAUGCUUUGCUCCAGGUGUUUGCAACAGUGCAAUUGCUAAAUGAGGGCCAUUUUAACAAAAGAUUGGAUGAUCAAUAACACUCUAUAGCAGUAGCUUGUCGGAUCAAUAGCAUUCAUUAUUUUGUGGUUAAAGUAAGUAGCCUCCAUUGUAACUGGAGGUCAUUAAUCAGUGCUUACUGGACUGCAAGGCCUAUACUAAAGGAUAGUGUGCUUUGCCAUCUGUGUGCAGGGUGAAGAAACUCUGGUUUCCUUGCAUGAACCUUUGGGCUGAAGCUACAGUAAGAUAUAUAAUUCUGUAGACCUGUAACAACCAUCUAGUGAUUUAUUAGUUUAGUUCCACCACCGUACCUUGGGAAUUUGUAGUAGGUGAUGGUGCUUCUAAAACAGAGUGUUAUAUAUAAAAUAUAAAAGAAAUACAAUACGAACUCCUGACAACAUGCCCAAACAAGAAGGCCUUGGUUGGAAGAUUCCCCAACACUGUCAAGUGUUAGAAAUCCAUAUAUAUAAGCUAAUUACCAAAGGCACCUUAAACCUAGGUUGUGGUCGCAGCCACAGAAUGUCUAGGUGCCAUUUUUUUGUGUGGGGUUUAUGUGUAAUUUACUAUUGUUGUUAUUCAUUUCUAUACCGCUUUAUAUUUGAAAGAAAAAAAUCUCGAAGCACUUUUCAACAUAUUAAAACCUUGAAUAAAACAAUGCAGAAUAAAACAAAUCCAAGUUUCAAGGAAAAUAUUUCAGAUCCUUCUCUUAAGUGACAUUUUGCUUUCCCUAUACUGUAUUUAUUUACCUACUUAAAUUUUAUAUAGCUGCUCCAUAGUAGAAGUGCUCUAGGAAGCCUCUUUAACAAAAGACUGGUAUUGAGCUGAUGUCAGGCAUUAUGUUCCCCAUUCCAGUGUGUAAUACGUUUGCAUUUCCUGGAGAUAUUACAAAUGAUGAUGCAAAUUUGGAGUGGUAUUUCUUAUAGCUCAGACUAUAGUGGUUAAGAGUGUCAGAAUAGAACCUUGGAGAUCAGGGUUCAAAUCCCCACUCAGUCAUGAAGCUCACUGGGUGACCUUGGGCCAGUUAUAGCCUCUUAACCUUCCUUGCGGGAUCAUUGUAAGGAUUCUGAGGAUCGGGUGAACCUUGUACUCCUUGGAGAAAAAGGUGGGAUAUAAAUGCACUUAAUAAAGCUUUUCUGCUUACCUGCUUAAGAAAGUUGGGAGUCAGCCAGAUGGAGAAGUCAGUUGCCAAUAUGGCAUCCAGAGAUCUCCACAUGGUUGCAGUUGGACCCACUCCUGUCACAAAACGCACCUGGCAACUAGCGAAUUGCAAACACUGGUUCUGUGAUGUUAUCUUCUGUGGCUGCACUGGAAGCCUCUUUAAUAAAAACUGGUAUUGAGCUGAUGUCAGGAAUUACAUUCCCCAUUCCUGUGUGUAAUACGUUUGUAUUUCCUGUGUGCAAAUUUGGAGUGGUAUUUCUUGUAGCUCAGACUAUAGUGUGAUUGCUUCUUGGAAGUUUUAUAGUAGUAAAAAGCUGGUUUUCAGAAGUUAGAAGGAACAUAAGAAGUACAUAAGAGUUAUUGUAUUUGUAUUCCAUGCUUCAUUAAAAUAGGCCAAAAUGAAAGUUUAAUUUCACAACAAUCCUGAAAGGUGGAUUAUAUACACAGUAACUUGUGCAAGUAACCCAGUGAAGUUCAUGGUUGCAUGCAGCCUUGCAAAUAAGUGUACAGUGGUAUCUUGGUUUAAGAACAGCUUAGUUUAUGAACAACUUGGAUUAAGAACACUGCAAAUCCAGAAGUAGGUGUUUUGGUUUGUGAACUUUGCCUUGGAAGCAGAACAUGUUUCGCUUCCUGUUGAGUGUGUUCCAUUUGUAAAUUGAGUCCCCCGCUGCCAUGGGAAAGCACACAUUGGCUUAAGAAUGUUUUGGUUUAAGAACAGACUUCUGGAACGGAUUAAAUUCGUGAACCAAGGUACCACUGUAAAUGUUACUCGUUACCUUUUUUUAAAAAGCCAGUUUGGGCAUAUGUUAGUACUUUGUAGCAUGGCUGACUUGUCAGACUGCUGUGUCUGGAGGCUGGUUUUAAUUCACUGCAGAUGACCAAAUGAAUGACUAGAAGUUUGUGAGCAGGGAUUCUUCUACCCUGGGUUCAUUAGUUAUCUGUUUGUUAAAUUUAUAUCCCAUCUGCCCUCCCAAAGGUGCUCACACUUAGCAGCACUUAGCCUACUGUAUUAUCUUGAGUUGUUUACAAGAAACUGAGUUGUAUUCAACAAAGUUGUCCUGUCUGUGCAAAACUUCUUCUGUAACUGCUCUUUUCCUCCCCCACCAUGUCCUCCCAAAUCUAUUCUGGGAAUUUCUCCCAACUCUCUGACGCAGAUUAGGGGGGUCGAUGGGGAGAGGAAGAUGUAGGGGAAAUUCUGUUGCGCAAAUGGGACUACUUCAUUGGAUAAAAUCCUGAGAGGCUCCUGAUUAUAUUUUUUGAUUCAUUUUGUAAAAUAAUACUUUAAGAAAGUAAAAGAAAACAGAAUAGUUGACAGGGUAUUGUUUAAGUGUCUGUUUGGUACUGGGAAUUGUUUACUUGACAUACAAUGAAUAGCUAUGGAGCUUCAGAAAUAAUCAAAUUAUUUUGCAUUUUAAUAAAAUAGGCAAAGAAAGUUAAUCACUGUACAUACACCACUAUCCUGUAAGAAAUGUAAGUCCCUUUUCCAAUUGCAUCUUCUUAUCCAUCAGAUUUUGUCAAUGGUGUCCCUUUGUUCUAGUUAACUAAUCUAAUACUCAUCUGCUGGUUAAAAUUCAAGUUUCAUCAGUUAGAGUGACAAAAUUACUUGUAAGGUUGAGAAAUUCUGUAAUGUUGCCACUGCUCAUAAAACAUGUCUCAUAUCAUCAUUCACUUUGCCUUGCAAACACCCAAUCAGUUGUUCUCAUUUUCUUUGUACUCUUAAUUAUUCUGUAACAGAUUGCUGGCAUGUCUGGAGGAGAAUAUAAUUUCAUUCCCUACAGUUAUUUUUCUUCGAAUACAUCUUCUUAUUUGCUCAUUGUGUCAUGAUUGAACAGUGUCAAAUAACUGCAGAACCAACAUUCUUCAUUCCAUGACUAUUGAAGGAAGUAUGUAGAAGUAUGUAGAACAGCCUUUGAACACUUCUUGAAAGCGAGUAACUGAGAGCAGCACACUAAACGGAGUGUAUUUCACCAGUCCUGAAGCAACUUCACUGGUUUCUGGGCAAAAUAGAAAAUGCUGAUGAUUACCUUUAAACCCUUAAAUGGUUUAAGAUCCAGCUCCCCGAAGGCCCAUUUUCUGCUGCAUGAGACUGCCCAAAGGCUAUUAUUUUUAUUGGAUGUCACCAUCCGAGUCUCCCCAAAACACUCAUGCAUACUUUGAAGCUAGAUGGGCAGCAGCCAGAGAAAGGGCUUUCCUAGUGUCAAGUCUGACGUCUUUGCUGGCACUAUGUGAAGACCCUUUUUUAUUUGCCGAGGCCUACAAUAACUGGUUUUAUUGCAGGGAUAGCCAACAUGAUGUUUUGAACUACAAGUCCCAUGAAACCUGACAAUUGACCAUGUUGGCUGGGGGCCUGGGGCUGAUGGGAACUGUAGUCCGAACCAUCUGAAAGGCACCAUGUUGACUACUCCUAUUUUCUUGAUUCUUCUGGUUUUUAUUUGCUGUUGUGCUCUGCUGUUUCUUGUAGUUUAAAUCAUGAAAUGUAACGCGUUCCAAGUGAAUUUUGUGCUUGUCUUUUCCAAUGCACCACAAUAAUUGGAAUUGUUCUAAUCCCAGUAUUAAAUCCCCACAUACAAAUUUAGUGUUCUUGGAAGCCAGUCAUUUUACAAAUAUCUAUAUUACUUGUUUUCAAGUUGAACUUUGGUGUUCAGGGGAGCACCAUCUCUUAAUAGAAUUGCAGUGACCAAAUUGAAAGCCUGGUGUAAUUGGCGGCUGCUUAUGUGCCUCAUAUAAUUCUUUUUUAUAAGACAUGAUGCCAUUUGAAAGAGAGGCUAAAAUAUUGUAUGUUAUGUCGCUGGAACAGGCCAAUAGUCCUGCAUCCUGUUCCAGUGGCCAAACAGAUGCCUGUGGGAAGCACACAAGCAGCACCCUGUCUACCUGUGAUUCCCAGAAAACUGGUAUUCAGAAACAUACUACUUUUGACAGUGGAGGUGUUAAUACACAGUAUUACCAUUGUGUUUGCACUAUAUUCUUCAUUAUGACUGUAGGAGAAAAAGAUAUCACUGGCACACUUUAACAAUUUUUAUCUUGUAUUUUCAUAUUGUGAACCGCCCUUCCUGUACGGAUGAAGAGCAGCAUACAAAUUUAAUUUAUAAUAAUAAUAACACUUACUCUCCCCUAUAAUUGGGUAACUGAAACACCUGUUUGUUUACCCUCUCCUGGUUUCUUUCUUAGUAAAAUAGCAUCUGCAGGAAUAUUAAUCAAUGUCUCUAAACUAAUUUGCUUUUUAGGAUUACUAUAUAUCAAAACCCUUUAUAAGAUUCAUAUAUGAUACUCAUCUAAAUUGAUAGGCCACCACUGUGCUGCUCAUUUAAGUGUCUCCUGACAUCCCAUGUGUGGGUCAACUAGGCUGUAAAGAUGAAUAAAGCAAUACCAUUAUCGUGUGCUGUCUAGAAAGUGCUUUGAGACCCUCCUGCAGUGAAGAGUUUUUGCAAAGUGGAUUAUAUCAAUUGCAUUUGUGCUUAAUUUUCUCUGUUCUCUUUUCAGUGAAACCAGUAGUGUGUGCAGCAGUAGUGACACUGGCCUUUUUACCAAUGAUGAAGGUCGCCAAGGUAACUAUAUUCUUAUGUUUCUCUUCUUUAAUUUUAUGCUUAAAGUAUUUAUACAUUUAUUUAUUUAUUAAAUUUGCAUACUGCCCUUCAUCUGAAGUUAACAGGGCUGUUCACAACUUCAAAAUACAAAAUGAGAACACAAAGUGCAUAAUAAAACAAAAACAAACCAAUAACACACCCACCCAACACAUUUAAAGGGCUAUAGAAUGUUAAUCAGCCAAAGGCCUAGUUAUAGAGAAACGUUUUUGUCUGGCGCCUAAAGAUAUGUAAUGAAGGCAUCCAGCUUAGCCUCCCUGGGGAGAGCAGUCUACAAAUGAAGAGCCACCACCAAAGAGGCCUGUUCUCAUGGAGGAGACACAGUGGUGCCUCGCAAGACGAAAUUAAUUCGUUCCGUGAGUUUUUUCAUCUAGCGAAUUUUUCGUCUUCCGAAGCACGAAAUCCCAUAGGAAUGCAUUGAAAUUCAAUUAAUGCGUUCCUAUGGUCAAAAAAAGUCCAAACAAAGCCAAAUUUGGUACAACAAGAGUUUAUUAAGUGCUCUUUAAAGUCACACAUACUGUAAAGAGCAUUUCAAAAAUUGAAGGAACAAUAAAUUAAGUUUCUAAACAUGACAGAAAAACAUUUAAAAAUCAAUAAAGUGUACAGUACAUUUUCUAAGACUCUGGGGACAACUCGAAGAAGGUUCCUCUUCCACUCUUUGCUUCUUGCUGAAGAACCCCCUCCUCAACUGUUCCCCCAGCCACCCACCACAUAGAAAUUCAAAUCCAGAAUUUUUUUUAAAAAACAGCAGAGUGGCCCAAUGGUCACAGAAAAUCAUAAAAAUGCAGAAAAAAACCACACAAGCCUCCAGAUUCUUGCAAACCCCUCCUCAACUGUUCCCCCAGCCACCCACCACAAAGAAAUUCAAAUCCAGAAUUUUUUUUUUUAAAACAGCAGAGUGGCCCAAUGGUCACAGAAAAUCAUAAAAAUGCAGGGGAAAAAAACACAAGCUUCCAGAUUCUUGCAAACCCCUACCCAGCACCAAGUCCUUGAAUUCCAAACACCCCAACCCAAAAUCCAAAAACCCCCAAAAAAGUUUUAAAAGUUUAACUUACCAAAUGGCUGCAAAAGAAGUUUUGGAAAAGCUUCAAAAAUCACCAAAGUUUUCAAAAACCUCAAAAAAGGCUACCACACCGUGUUCUAUGAGUUGCUUCUCGAAGUCAAGUCACAACUGUAUUAACAGUGUUAAGAAAAAGGAAACAAACUUGCAAGACGUUUUCGUUUUUCGUCUUGCAAAGCAAGCCCAUAGGGAAAUUCGUCUUGCGAAGCAGCUCAAAAAACGCAAAACCCUUUCGUCUAGCGAGUUUUUCGUCUUGCGAGGCAUUCGUCUUGCGGGGCACCACUGCACUUGAAGAAGGUCUUUGGAUGAUAAUUGCAGACUAAAGCUUAUUCCAUAAUAAAUGUGUUAGUCUUUAAGCUGCCACAAGACUUUCUGUUAAUUUAGAUCAUGACUCUUGUUCAGUAUCAAAACAGUCCUCUUUUGUUACUUUCUAAAUCAUAAUAAAACUGGAGAGCUAGCAAGCUGUCAGAGAAUAUUUAGCAGCAUCCAUGUUGAGAAAUAUAGAAUAUCAGAAAAAAAUGGCCAACUGCUCAGCACUGUGCUUUUUUGAUGUGUAAGGAUGAAGUAGAAAAGACCACUACUCAGAGUUAAUGUCCUAAUUAGGUAAGUGUUAGACAAUAGGAGUACCAGAGUAUAUUGGGUUUCAUGUAUUCUUAAUUGGUCUUGUAGAGAGAAAAUGGUAUGCCUUUUCUAAAUGCUUAUGUUUUGUGUUUGGUUUUGUUCAGUAAACUUGUAAUUGUUCUUCUGUUGCAACAAAUCUAUGCCUUCCUUCAAAGCAGUGAUUUUCUCUUGGGGCAGUUGCAUUUUCUCAGCAUUGAAAUACUGUGUGUAUUUGAGAAAACAUGACACCCCCCCCCCACGUUUGUGAGUCCUGUUUGAAUCCCCCCCCCAGUUUUUUGAAGGCUGAGGGGUCUUCCUCUAGCUUUCAAAUUCAGGUUGAUUUUUUUUGGUCUACAUAUAUAUAGUUUAAGAAUAAGAAUAAGAAUUUAUUAUUUCUACCCUGCCCAUCUGACUGGGUUUCCCCAGCCACUCCGGGUGGCUUCCAAUAGAAUAUUAAAAUACAAUAGUCUAUUAAACAUUAAAAGGUUCCCUAAACAGGGCUGCCUUCAGAUGUCUUCUAAAAGUCUGGUAGUUGUUUUUCUCUUUGACAUCUGGUGGGAGGGUGUUCCACAGGGCAGGUGCCACUACUGAGAAGGCCCUCUGCCUGGUUCCCUGUAACUUGGCUUCUCGCAGGGAGGGAACCUCCAGAAGGCCCUCGGCACUGGACCUCAGUGCCUGGGCUGGAUGAUGGGGGUGGAGACGCUCCUUCAGGUAUACUGGACCAAAACCGUUUAGGGCUUUAAAGGUCAGCACUAACACUUUGAAUUGUGCUCGGAAAUGUCCUGGGAGCCAGUGUAGGUCUUUCAAGACAGGUGUUAUGUGGUCUCGGCAGCUGCUCCCAGUCACCCAGUCUAGCUGCCGCAUUUUGGAUUAGUUGUUUCCGUGUCACCUUUAAAGGUAGCCCUACAUAGAGUGCAUCAUAAAGCUGUGCAGUUGCUAAUAAAAUAUUUCUUACCAUAGACAAUGAGUUAACAAUUAAACGUGUUCUUGUGCUCAGACAUAAAGGACAAAUUCACCUUGGAACACAAACAAUAAUGUUCAGACAUUUUGUAAUACAUGUAGGAUAAAGUUCUGCGUUCUAGGUACAUGAGCAAACAUGAUGGUUCUAGCAAGGAAUAUUCAUACAAGUAUUCAUACAAGUGAAUGCUGCUUAUUUCAUUGUUAUAGCUUGGAGAGAACCAACAGUGUUUAAAUGAUUUGAUUUUUGGAGUGUUGGAUCAGUUUUUUCCUUCUCUUUUAGGUGAUGAUGAACAGAGCGAUUGGUUCUAUGAGGGAGAAUGUGUCUCAGGAUUCACAGUCCCCAACCUCCUGCCCAAGUGGGGAACUGACCGCCAGUCUGACAUGGAACGAAUGGAUUCCAGCCUUGAAAAAAUCUCAGAUCCAACAUUCCUUCUGCCCUCUCGGCCAGCUACGAGAGGUGAGAUUCUCAAUAAGUGUUGUGGAGAUAGUUGACACAGUUGAAAUGCUUGUGGGUAACGUCUGGUUUUGUGUGAGUAGACUCCUCCUUCCUUUUCCUGCUUGUAUCUUUUAAAAUCUGCUGGGGGUGGGGCUCUGGAGAUGAUAUGGAGCUAGAAGGGGAGGAGUGGGGGAGAGAGGUUGUGUAAGUGGAGGUUCAUUGUGCAGUCAGACAGACACUGUAUGUCAGUCAGAUUCCUUAAUAGAUGCGUGAAAUUUGUCACUCACCAUGUAGCUGAGAAGCAAAUACUAAUUUAUUGUGGAUAAGCGCAGGCUGACUUACAGAAAGGUGUUCUGACUAUGUAUGAUUAUGCCUAUUAUCCUAAGUAGCUUGGUCAGUACCUUCAACUUUCAGUGCUCUUAGUGUGAGAAUACUACUCACUCAGCAUGCAUUACAACAGUGUCAGAAGAGGGUGCUUUAACCCAUGCUGCCUUCUUGCUAUAUGGCUAUGGUCACUCUUCAUAUAGGUUAUGUAAAUAGAGAGAAAUAUAGAGAGCAUAACAGCAUGCCCAAGCUCCACAAAAUAUUGUAGGUAGAUUUGGAAAUUGGAAUGCAGUCUAGUUUCUUGUUUCUGUAUUACAACGAACUGUUUAUUGUGGUCUUUGUUUUGAUAGUGUUCUGUCUUCAGCGUUCUCUUCUUUCCUCUCCCCACCCAGGGUUUCAUGCCCGCUUGAACCGUCUUCCCAGUGUUCCUACCCGCUGCCUCAGGAAGGGCCGUAGGAGGCUGGUGAGCAAGGUAUUGCUUUUUUGAGAAUAGUAAUUUGUUGGUGACUGCUGCAUCACUUGCGGGAGAUCUACCUGCAGUUGAAAGUGGACCAUGCAACAAUUUGCCCAGCCACAUUUUCCAUCUUUGACCUGUUUUCAGUUCAGUUUGGGGUUGUAUGUUCAUACUUGUGAUUUUUUUGCCCCAGUCCACUUUUUGUGUUGUCUCCACCUUCAACUCUGUCCACCUGUAGCAGAGAGUCACAGAAUCAGAAAACCAGAUAAUAAAAUAAUCAUUAGGAGCUGGAACCCUUCCAAUACAUAUUAUUUAAUACUUAUUAUUAAAGACAGAAAAUAAAGCUUUGAUUGGUUAUGAUGGUUCCAACCAAAGCAGGAACAUGUAUAUAAUUUGACUGGAGUUUUAUAUGGUUGCUUAGCUGGAGAAAGUAGAAUAAAUAAAAAAUGCAAGCACUUCAAGAAAACCAGAAGUGCACUCCUUGAAGCUGGAGACACAAGUUGAAACAUGAUCCUGCAGGGGUAGGCAGGGAAAGAAGGUAGAAGCAGACCACUCCCAAUGCCUCUCGCAGGAAAGAGCAUGAAAUCCUGUUCAGGAGCUAUUUUACAACUGGUUCAGAAGAGGAACAAAUUUAUCUUUGGGUUUUUCUUGGAUUGACAUUUGGUCCGAUUCAGCAGUAAACAGCAGGUUUUCCUGGGGAAAGUGGUGGGACAAAAUACUGUCUCAGACCCUUGAUGAUAGAUCGAUACAAAAUACUUGACCAAAUCACAGGACAAACAAAAGUUUGAAUGGGCCUUAAAUUUGCUUCAUGUGUUGACAUAUGUCAAAACUUCUUAGCUACUUGCAAAUAGUCAUGGUAAAGCUAAUUUUAAGAAGUUAAAAAGCUUCAGGAAACUAGACAAUAAGUCGGUGCUGAGGAAAGGAGGGUGGCUGGCUAUAAAAGUGCAGUAUAAUAAUAAUAAUAUUAUUAUUAUUAUUAUUAUUAUUAUUAUUAUUAAUAAUACCCCGCCCAUCUGGCUGGAUUUCCCCAGACACUCUUGGAUGGCUUCCAACUGAAUAUUAAAAACAAUACAGAACUGGAAGAGCCAUUUGUAAGGUGCAAGGAAGGAAUCCCUGAAAUGCAGUAUUCUUAGCUGGGGUGGAAGAUUCUGUAAUACGUAGUCACUGGUAUGUGGUGUGGAACGUGUGUUGUGUUUAAAUGCUGAAAGGUAAAGGCUGUUGACUGCAGGGCUUCUGGUUUUGAGUUAUGCAUCAUAAGCAUUUGUAUGGUAAAGCUGGAGUUCUGGAACCACUGCUUUCUAAGCUUUAAGGGGCAGGUUGAAUAUAGUUUGCAGAGUUUGUUGUGGGAAGCUGGACCCUUUAAAUAGUUUACUCACCUGGAGCUCUCACUGAAGGAAAAUUAAUCCUUGUCUGAGUGGAAGUUGGAAGCUCUGUGGGUUGGAUCCAGGCAUCUUCCUCUGUAAACAUAAUUCCUUGUGUUUUUGGACAGGACUCUGAUGUAGACUCUUUUGGAGGCAGAGUGAGGCAGGGUGUGUCCAUUUUAGCCAAUUUCCUCUUGUACCACUUCCAAUACUGGAGUGUAGGGUCUCCCAAACCUGCAUAGAAGAUAUUUGGAGAGAUGCACAAAGGGAAGGGAGAAUGGGCAAAAGUUGCUUCUCGCCUCCCGCCUUGUGGAAUUAGUAAGAUUCCACUCAAUGUAACUCCAGAUCUUGUCCUGUGCAUUGGGGGUUUGUGUUCAUAAAGCCUAUAUGUUAACUGGUUCAUCUGUACAAGAGAGUGGUGUCCCUUCCUUUUUUGUUCUCUGUCUUUGACAGAUUUUUCACACCCCAGCUCUAUUAAUCUUGCUAAGUUAAAUAUUGUUGAAUUGCAGAUUUAGUUGUGGUGAAUACAGUGCCUUUGACUAGGGCCCUAAGCUUUUAGGAGGCACUUCUAAUGAACCAAAAUAAGAAUAAUAUUUACUUGUUUAAUUUAUCUUCAUCACCUUAAAGGGAUCUAUGUCAUUUGCAGUGGAGGUCACUGCUCUCCCUCCCCCAUUCUCUUCUAAAUUGUAAUAAUAAAUAAUGAGUUUCAUUCAAAGCUCCCCGCCAGCGAGCUGCUAAUUACCCAAAGUACGGCUUGUAAUUUACACAGUAAUAAACCGUAAAUUUAAACAUUACGGCACUUUAAGUUAAUAAUUUCUCUACUGUAACAAAUAGCCUAUCUUUCACCCCUGCUGCUGCUUCCCCACAAACCUUGCAUGUGAUAGUGUUCAGAGUUCCUGGCCAUAAGCUACCCAUUGAUGAUCAGAUCCUGAUCCCAAUCUCCUGGCAAUUUGUUCUGUGUCGCAAGCAACCUCAUGCACAGAACUGUGAGUAUAUGCAACUACAGGACACUGAGCUGAGUUUCUGAAAGCUAUUUUAUCGACUAAGAACAUACCAUUACCCUCUCUGUCUUGGGUACCUUUGCUUUUAUUCAUGUGAAAUAAUAAGUCUGGGGGUACCAGAAAUGACUGCAAGCUGUCUCAUGUGAUUAAUCACUUGUGAGGGAUGGGUAAUGUUUCAGAUCGGAGGGCUGAUCUUGGAUGAGUGACCACAUUUCUUAUAUUCUAAUCCAGUCCUAGGUGUUUGUUGUUUUACAUGCACAAACAAGAGCAGACUAAUCAGUUUUUAUAUGGGACUUGCUCAUUUACUCAAGAUUGUUAAGUAGUUCUGGUUAACACAGGUAGAACAUGAUGUGACAUAUAUACACUUUAAAAAAAAACCCCACAUGCAGCACCACUGAAACACUUCAGCAUCUGUUGACCCUAAUGAACUGGAGCAGAAAAUAAGUGAAUUAAGACUCUUGUGGCUUUAGGUCAGAGCUUUUAAAUAACCAAGAGCAAAGCGGGUGGUCUUAAACAUUCCUUUCCUACUUCCCUAAACAGAGCAGAAAAAAUGCAAGCCAAUGAAAGAAACACAGAAGGAACUUGAAGCAAGAGGAAAUAAAAUCCUCCUCACUUUCUGCACAAUAACUUUAAUAGGGAUAGUGAAUGUAUGAAACUUUAACAUCUUCAUGUGAAUGUUUGAGAUUUUAUUUAGGAGUAAAAUUUCCUGUUCUUAAAUCACUCCCAGCAAUAUUCAGACUGAAUCCAUCUUGUUCUUGAGACAUUGACCAUACUGCGACUUCUAGCUAUAUGCUUAUUGGACAGUUCAGUAAUAUUUUGGCCCUUCUGGAUAACCAUGUCAUAGGAAACAGAGAGACAGUGUUAGUUCUAUGCGGUGUAGGAAACAUGAAUUUCCAUUACAUUUUUCUCUUAUCAGCAUGAAGGUUAAUAAUAAUAAUAAUAAUAAUAAUAAUACUACUAAUAAUUUAUUAUUUAUACACCAGCCAUCUAGCUGUGUUUCUGGGCGGCUUCCAACAAAAUACUAAAAAUACAUUAAAACAUCAGUCGUUAAAAACUUCCCUAAACUGCCUUCAGAUGCCUUGUUGCAAGGCUGCUGGAGUCACACUUCUUGAUUGCUCAGAGGGUAAUGCAUUGAUUCUGACCCCAUGUGAACAAGAAUGCGCUGUCUUAUGAGUGUGUCAUGUGUGUCUGUGCUGCCUGAUUUUUGGAGGGAGAGUGCCUGAGGCUCAUAUUGCAUGUGAUAGCAGCAGACCUGUUUGUUUAAGCCUGAGUCUGCCCCAAUCACACAUAGAAAUGGAGACAGGAGACCCAGUUUUAAGAGCGUAUGGGGCACAUCGGUGAGAGGAACCAAGCCUGCCUUUCUGCUGCAGCUUACCUUCCUGAAGUCCCUCUCAGCAGGUUCUCUUCGGUAUCCAACCCUGACAGUCCAGGUAACAUACUAUAGGGAAUUAGCUGGGGGAGGGUUUAGCUCCCAAUACCUGUGUGCCCCUCUUCUCUUAAAAUCUGCCUUUCACUGCAUCCUUUUUAAAACCCAGUUGAGGCAGGCCCAGAUUUAAAUAAAUAGGCCAUCCAUUGUCAUCUGCCAUUGUAGCCUCAGCCCUCCCCCCUGUCACUUUGUGUUUCAGGAGACCAUCAUGAGUGCUAUGGGCACUGAGAGGAUUAGCCACAUCAUUGGUGAUUCCUGCCAAAAAGAGUAAGCACCUGAAUGCUGCUGACAGGUCUAUAAGUCGGGGGAGGGGGAGGCUCAUAAUACAGAAUUUGUCCCUUCUCAACUUGCAGAGAGGAUCCUCCCAUUUUAUUAGAAAGCCAUCUCUUAAAGAAGGGGUGAUGUGCUUGCCUUUCUGUAUUCCUGUUGCAUUUCCUAUCCUUUUCCCACUGUUCUAAAAAAAAAAAAAGCCAGUGCAAUGCUCCUGUCAAUGUAAUCAUCUUCCUCAUUCUUGCACUAUGUGAAAUGGCAAAAGGCACAAGAACCCAGCAUAGACUAAUAAAAGAAACUUCAGUAUUAGAAGUACCUGAGCUGCUGGGCUAUGGUAGGGAGGGUACCCAAGGUAGUCACCAGCUUCUGCUACUAAUGAAUGAUCUACAUUUCUGAAUUAGUAUAUCCUCUUGGACAUCACAGAUGUGGGUGGGUGGAUGAGCAUGCCUGAAAUUUCCCUUUUAUUUAUGGGGUGCUGGUUUCCCUACUCUUUGCUGUUAAUUUAAGUGUGGCAUCCAUUGGAUUGAGUUUCUCUCAUCCAUUGAUACCCAGAUUAAUUCCCCUUGCCUUAAACCUGUCUUUAAUGCAUCUGUCUUACAUGGAUGUUUAAUCCUCUUCUUUUCUUCUCUGUGCAUCUGUUUCCCCUUCCUUUUUUUCAAUUCUUUUCUCAUGCUUCCUCCAAUUUCGUCUCUUCUACCAUCUCUCUAGUUUCUGGUUGCCGUCAAUGGGAAUGAGAGAUCGCAACCAGGUAAGAUGGCUGUACUUUGCUUCUCUUGUAUAUUCUUACUUGAUUUCUGUCUCUAGAAAGAAUGAAGUCGUGGCCUCCAAUUUCUUCCACGUUUACAGCCUGUGUGCAAGAAGUAAGGCCGAAAGACCUUCCUUUGGUCAUACACUGUAUGCUGGAAGACCUUACUUCACAAUGACUCCUUGUAUCAAACAGCGCCCUAGGGCCUAAAACUUUGGCCUUCUCCUACAUUUCCCCUCUUUCUAGCUGCCUUUCCAUCUAGCUUUCUGAUUAUUUAAAGCAUUUUUGGGGUGCAUUUUUCUAUCGGUUCAUCUUGAAUCACCAAUAAAGUGUAGUGGUUAGAGCAUCAGACUAGGACCUGAGAAUCCAUGGUUCAAAUCCCCUCUUGGCCUUUGGCUCAGCUGGUGAUUUUUAGGCUGAGAAAUACUGACUGACCCGACCUAUUUCACAGGGUUAUUGUGAGGAUGAAAUGAGGAGAGGGAGAAACAUGUGCCACCUUGAGCUCCUUGAAGGAGAGGUGGGAUGUAAAUGUAAGAAUAAAUAAAUUAUAAAUUUUCAUGUGAUUUUCCAGAACAUAGUGUCUUCUCCCUCUGCCCCUUUUAAUUUUUUGUUCAUUAUCAAUAACAACAGCAUUCUCUCCCUGUCUUCAAAAGAAGUCUUACUGCAUUUGAUAGUUGCUUUAACUUGGUUAUUUAGUCAUGCUGGUACUUUCUUAGCUCUGCUGGUAAGACAGAGAGAAAGCUGGUAAUUCCAAGUAUAUUUAGAGAUGGUUUUUCUAUGUUCUGGUUCCCACUGCUAAUAGGGAGAGCCACUGAAUAUUUACACUUCAGUUCUCCCAAUUAAAUUUGCAGCCUCAACUAACUUACACCAGUAUAAAGGUUAAUGGACUAACUCCUGAAUGUACAGAGUUGUUGUUAGUUCAGUUACAAUUUAAUCAAUUAGAUGAGGUCUGUGUUCCUCAUUUGAUAGUAAAAAAUAUAUAUCUUAAUAAGCUCAAAAGUGUAGUAUAAAAAUCUGCAGUGACAUACUUCAUUUUGAACUCAUAAUCCAUCUGAAAGUGAAUCUGAUUACAGUAUGCCCAAACGUUUUCCAACCAGCUGUUCACAUUAUUUUGAAGUUCCUUGGGUUUUAUAGUGAGCUUCCAGCAACUGGAUAACUUAUAUGUUUAUAUUGUUCAAAAUUAAAGUAAGAGGGUAUCUAUUUUUAAAGGAAAUAGUGCUUUUUUGCAGUACCCAGUCAAUCUAGCAAUUUGAAUUUCUUUGAAGUUUGGUUGGGAGCAAGUGGUAAGAGGCACUACAGUUGUUUAGAAGGUUGGAAUUUGCAGACUUCGAUAGAGAUAGUUGAUAGGGUAAAAACUGACAUCUUGCAAUGCUGUAGUUUAUUGGCGCUUUUCCUUACUAUUUAUUUAAGUUCUCUGUGAUUGAAGAUUGAACUGAUCCAGCUGUUUAGCAGGGCCUUUCUGAGACUACACUACAACAGACAGGUUGAUGGGGAGUUGCAUGUUAAAGUCCUCUCAUGCACAUGGGAGGAAGCCAUUGAGGUCAGCUGUAUCAUUGACAUGUUAGUUUUGCACAUGCAGGAAGAAUGUCUGUAGGCAUCCAACUGUUUAAUUCACUCCUUCUGGACCACAUGGACUAUAUCAUAUGUUCUGUUAAUGUUUGAAUAGUGUUUAGGUUUUUUUUUUUAAAGAACCUCAAGUGUUGCUCCCUUGCCUUCCAGAAGAAAAUAUUUCUCAUUGUGGUAAAAGUUUUGUUCUUUUUCUGGAGAAAUAAAUGCAGUAUGCUGUGAUCAUUAGUACUGGUGAAGCUGAUUGCUUCAGUUGCUCACAUCUCUGUAAAGAACAAUUUGUUUCUGCAGUUGAGUUUUGCAAAUGAUCUUCUUGUGAUGCUAAAGUGGCAUCUAUGCUGGUGGUUCUCAAGUUGACUAUGAUCAAAGAAACAUCUCGCAGUGAAGGUGGAUGUCGAUCUCCUUUGUACACAGCUCUGUACAAAUGAAAACAGACUUAAUUGGUAGAGGUUUUCUUUCUUACGUGAGAGUGGAGAAAGGUGUUGCCUUCUCAACUAGGUGUGUUCGAAGUCUAUUUGGUUUUCUCCUCCAGAUGAGUGAGCAGUGUGGCCUGGGGUCAGAAAUUGGCCUGCCGCUACAUAUGGAAUGUAAGACUCCAGAUAAUGUGAGAGACUGGGUAAGGAUAGUUCAACUGUCUGUAUUCAGUUAAUGUUACUAACCAGUGUUGUUAACCAAUUCUCUCUUGUCUUUCCAGUUCAAUCCACUAUCUCCUCUCUAUUCUUUGGAUGUUCUUGCUGAUGCUUCUCACCGAAGGUGCUCACCAGCACACUGCACAGCCAGGUAACCAUCACCUUCUGCUUUCAUUGUGAGGAAUGGUAUGGUAUCUCUUGGUUUGUGGAGUAUGCAUGUCAGAAACAAAUUGCAUAGGUGACUUCCUUUUCUACUUCCUUUUCUACUUCUUUGGGUUAAAACAUUUUUAUCCUGCUUUUCCUCAAGAGUCCAAGGCAGCAAACUAAAUGAGAGAUUUACAACAACCACAGAACUGCGCUGCAGCAUAAAACAAAUACCAUUAAAAAUACCCAUUAAAAUGAUAAUACUCUGUUGGUUUCUGUAUUGAAUUUGAAUUGAUUUUAUGUAUAUGUUGUUAGUGUUACAUGUGAACUGGGCCAAUGAAUUUGGAUGACUGAUACCUGGACAAGGAGCAGACUUUGUGUUGUGCAUUAGAAAGCUCAAUAUAAUAGCGAGGGAAUAAUUGAAUAGGGAGGUUAAAGAAAUUUUAAAUGUGAGGAAUGGCUCUAUCCAUUAUUCAAUUUAGCCUGGGAGUCUGAAGAAAAUGCUAACUAAAAGUAGAAAAUGUAAAAAUCCAAAAUAGCCACUUCAAAUUAUUGUCACGGGAGCGGACAACAUAUAUUAUAUGAAGGAUAUUUUAUUAUUUAAUCUGGUGCCUCAGUGAAGGGAUAUGUGAGAUUAGGAAGAAAUUUUCAUUUGAGAUCUUUGAAGCUUUCUCUCUUGUUCUAUAGUUCUGGCAGAAUGUCAUGACUGGUGAUGAAAUGUUAAGUGGAGUGGACUUGUGCUAGAGCAGGCAUAUCCAGCUCCCAAGAGACUGUGAUCUACUCCCAGUAUAAAAAACUGGCAGUGAUCUACCCAUUGUCAUUGGAGGGAGGAGGAGCAUGCAUGGGGUGAGUGGAUUGCCCAGAAUUGCUGAGCUUUUUUUAGGAGGAAAGUGCCCAGAGUUGCUGAGCUUUUUUUGGAGGAUUGCACAGAGGUUUUUUUAGCUUUCCCCACAUAACUUUUUGUACACGAUAAGGAUCCCGUGAUCUACCAGGAUCAGCUGGGGAUCUACCAGUAGAUUACAACCUACUGGUUGGACAUCCCUGUGCUAGAGGGUCAAGAAGGUUUCAUUUGCAUUGCUAAAAUGGAAAGAUUCAGUAUUAUUUAACAACCCAGACUUGGGUGGGCAAAUUCUACUCUAAUAUGUAGCUUGUCUUGUCCUUUUUGAGCCAUUUGUAAUGUUUAUUAAACCUAUUGUUUCAGUACCUUGUUCACUUUUUUGUCAUUUGGCACACAUACUCUGUAGAGGUGUGUGGUUGGAAGUACCUUACCUUAUGGCAGGAACUUGCUUAGAUAACCUUAAUGUUCUCUGCAGCUUUUAUCCUGUUAUGAUGAUGAAAGCCAGUAGCUUAAACUUGGAUGAGCCUUGAGCUCAGCUUGUAAAUAGCUAUUUGUCAAGUUUCUGGUAGUGAAUUUAAUCUGAUUCCAAGUGAUGUUUUUAAGCUUUAGGUCAGGCAUAGGCAAACUCGGCCCUCCAGAUGUUUUGGGACUACAGCUCCCAUCAUCCCUGACCACUGGGAUGGGAGUUGUAGUCCCAAAAUAUCUGGAGGGCCGAGUUUGCCUAUGCUUGCUUUAGGUCUUACUUUGUAUUUCUGAUGACGGACAUCUGUGUAUAUAUACAGUUAGGUGAGCAAGUAAACAUGUUUUGGGGCUUGUAACUUAUGAGUGGGCCCUGCUAAUGGGUGGGAAUCAAUUACCGGUAGUCCCAUCAGUGGAGGACCUGCAUAAGGAACUCCCCUUUCCAAAAUUGGCUUGUGAGGUGUGGUCAGUCUGGAGAACCCCUGGAAUAGCAUUCAGGGGAAGGAGUGGGGGAAUUGUUCCUUCAGGCAAGCUGAAAUGACAGCUGAUCAGCUUAGCACAAGGUGAAUUCCUCCCAUAAUUUCCAAGCUUAUUGAGGCUGUAUUACUUAAGAGAGAUAAUAUUCUGGCAUGUAGCAGAAAGAAAAGCAUCCUUCAAAAAGUGCAGCACCUUGGGCCAUAGUUGCCCAUACUAGCUCUAUGCCAUGUAAAUUAUUUCCCUACUGCUCAAACUGCCAGUUCUUAUAAGCACUGUCUGCCUCCGGAAAGCCUUUCACAAAUGUAUUAUGCAAUUGGAAGCACUGUUAUCAGGCAAAUUCUGUUUUUUUCACCUGUCUGCCUUAACCUAUGUUUUCUUUACCUCCCUAGUGGUUUCCGGUGAAAUUCAUCUAGGUAGCAUAGUCACUGUCUUGUAACCCAUUGCUUCAUUUAAACAGAGCCGCCAGCCAGAUUGCUGAGUGUAGAGCCAUGGGUGUGCGAGGAGCAGCUUUUUGGUGUCAAGGAGAAGGCUCUGCAUGGAGGGUUCCUUGGAAGAUGCAGUUAAAAGGCUGUAUAAAUUGUAGUAUACCAAGACUUUCUUUUCAGCUGUCUGUCUGUGAUGUGGUGAGACUUCUCUCAAAGUGUCAGAAGCAGCACUGGGAAUUCCACACCCAUCAUUAGAAGUGGUGUGGGAGGGGGGGUGGGUUUGGUGACUCUUAUCAUUAGUAGUAUAAUUUUAUUUUGCAAAGCGACGAGAGUCGUCCCCCCUCCCCCGCUUUCCCUCCCUUUUUGCCAUCCUCCUUGGGGAUAGUUGGUGUAUUAAUUUGCUGUAUUGCCUCCUGGCUGUUCCCAGGCUGUUUUGAUUCUUCAUCAUGGAAUUUUAAUGGCCUGCCGCUUCUUGGGAGGCAUGUGAGAGAGCGCAUCUCAGGGACCGCUUUCCUUCUUUUCACAUGCCUGUAAUUGCGGCUCUUUAAGAGCACAAAGCAUUUACUAAUCAUGCCAUGUCUCUUGUAGCUUCUGUUUGACAAUGCACUUUUUAAAAGUGGAAAGCAUGAAGAAGUUGGCAUUGAGAAUAUGUUCCUCAGUACCAGUGUGAAUUGCAUUGAGGUAGCAGGUUGAACUUACUGCUUUCCAUGUAUCUAGGUGGCAGAAUAAAGGUUCCCUGUCUUCACUUUCCUUGGAAAUGCUUAGAGCAGGAAGCCUUUUUUAGCCUGGGCAAGUUUCUGGGGCCACAUUCCAGUGGUACGUGGGGCAGAUGUGCACAUUAGUUAUAUAUUGCCCAUACAAAAGUUGGCAGUUAAAAUUCUCCAUCCAGGCAAGCAAAAGGCAUUGCCAGAGGUCAAAGACAUCUCAGCCAGGCAAAAGCACAGAGCAUGGCCAGUGAUGUCAGGGGAGUCCCAAGGGUUGGUUAGAUGACUGGGGAGGGGUCACACUGGGCGCCUGGGCUUGAGCUUCCUCGUUCCUGGCUUAGGGCAUUCAUUGGCUUAGUGGUUGGCUAGUUGGCCAUUUCUUAGUAUAGCUCAAGAUUUCCUAAGCAGAGCCAAGCCUCCCAAUUCUUUCCACUGGUUAAGACCAGGUCUUAUUAAGAGUCUGGUCUCAGUAUGAGAUCUGCCAAGUUCAAGUUGAGACAGGAUUAAUAUGUGGCCCAUGUCGCCAGAGGAAAUAUAACCCAUGAAGAGUGCUAAAGCAGAGCCCAUACUGUGGCGGCCACAGAUGAAAAUCUCACUGCAGCAUGAUAUACAAUCAACCUAUAUUAUGAAACCCACAUUCAGAGUUGCAAACAGUGGUAAUGCAUUAGGUGCCUUUCUGAACCCUUGGAAAACAUUUUUCUCGUCCUGGGUCACCAUCUUUCUGGUAGGUGCUUGUAAAUGUAGUUUAAGGAGGAACACCAAGUAGACAACCAAACCAUCUCUUUAUCUGUGUCUGCUGUGCUGCCAAAUGCAGGUGCUGCAUCAUCAUAGGUAGCUCCAUAUUGGGAGUGUGUGUGUGUGUGUGUGUGUGUGUGUGUGUGUGUGUGUAUUAAUCACUGAUGGGUGCUAGUGGCCAGCAUAAUGGAAAAGAAAUACAGAGACCUCUGUUGAAAGUUGCUCGUGAAUAUUGUGAAGAUGUGUGGCAAUGGUUCCAUGCUGUUGUUUUGUUAUAAACACAUCUGAUGCUGACUGUUGGAGAAGAGGGUGGAGAUAAUCUCCCUAGGGCUACAUUUUGGAUAGGCCAGUCUGGUUGCCAGUCUCUCUAGUACAUGUGUAGGGAAUUUUUUUUUGAUGAAUUGCUUAUCAUUUGUUACCAGGACACUUUUCUGUGCUGUGCAAUGGGUUAAUCCUUGCAUGCAAAGAUGUUGUGUUCACUGGAUGGGAUGAGCAACUUGUAGUGAUUUCUACCUAUGAUGUGCAGAUCAGAAUUGGGUGCCCAGCUGGCUGGUGGUGUUUCAAAGAGGAGAAGGAUCUCUGUUCUCACUAUUAAUUUUGACCUUUGAAGGCAUCAGAAAUAGCCCCAGGUGGUACCUCAAGGCUUAGAAAAAGCACCUUUUAUGCAUCUGGUAUUUGCAGUGGAAACUGUAAGUACAACUGCAACAGCUGAGCUGAAUACUGUCACAGUAGCAAUACCCUUGAUAGGAAGUGUGUUCUACUGAAUGUUUCCUUCUGCAUGAGGAUAGCCGAACUAAUUAUUUUCAAGGCGAUCAGUUAAUAAGCACAUUUCCUUCCUUGCAUUGGUACAAUCCAUAUAUUUUGCUUUCUAAAACGGGGAAAAUACAAGAGUCUUCAACUGUAUUAUUUUUCACCUGAAACACUUUUCUGUUCCAAAGGGAAUGCUUUGUAUGGCUGUCUCUCAGAAGGUCAAUUGCAAUUAAAUGUACAUUUCAAGAAGGGUGCUUGUUUAAUGUACAGUAAUACCUCCAUGAACGUCUGUCCUGUCGACCGUCCAUUUUGGCAAACGUCCACUGUAAACCCGGAAGUACCGGAACAGGUUACUUCUGGGUUUGCCGCUCGCGCAUGCACAGAAGUGCUAAAUUGCGCUUCACACAUGCGCAGAGCAGCGCUUUGUCGAGCAUCCCUUUCGUGGAGCGUCCGGGGCUCCGGAAUGGAUCCUGAACUCAAAACAAGGUACCACUGUAGAGGGUUCCUUGAGAUGCCUAAUUCCAUCUUGUUUGCAUUAUGCAUAGGGGAAAACAAGGCUCACUUUUCUGGGGGAGUGGAGGGAGCUCUAUUGCCAGCCUAAAUAUGAUGAUUCUAGUGUUCCAACCUAAUGCAUAUUAGACAAGAGAGUAAAACUUCACCUGCAGUUGGGAGUUUCCACCUCUGCAGAUCAACCUUAAGAUCUGUGUAUGGUGUCCUGCUUUAUGUGCCUGCCAGUGAAAUCAGUGAGGUUGGUGAGUGCAUGAAGCAAGCCCUUCUUGUUAUUUAUUUUAUAAAAAAUAAACAAAGGGACUGUCAGGAUGGUGUUUGUUGCCUUAAUUUUUUAAUCAUUAUACUUUAUUUCUUCCUUUUUAGGCAGACCAAUAUACAUCUCGGACCCCCAUGUUCAAGGGACAUAAAGAGAAAGAGGAAGCCUGUAAUGGCAACAGCCUCCCUUUCCAGCCCAACUUCAGGUAAAUUGGCUAAACCUCAGUAUAAAUGGUUAAUGAAUUAGGGGGCUACUGUUUUGAAGGAGCAGGAAAACAUCUGAAUUUUAAGAAAGACCUGCCCUUUCAGCUGUUCCCCUGUGAGAUACGGAGGCUUCCCAGGGCAAGGUUGUAUCACUUGCAUUGCACAAAUGCCACAUUUAGUAUUGGAUGCAGAAAGUUCAUUUUCUACUCCUUGUGACUGUGGCAGUCAGUUGGAUAAUGCCUGAUGAAUAAUCAAAAGGCAGCUUUUCUGCAGUUUGCUUGCUGUUAAAAAGUUCAGUAAAAAAUAUUUAGAAAAUAAUAAUCAAAAGGCAGUGAGGGCACUCAGCUCCUGGUGGCCAGGAAUAGGGCUUCAUAAUAUUUCCUUGCUCUUCUGCCUUCUGUGACUAGCAGGGGCAGAAUUGGUCAUGCAACCAAGUAUAUGCAUGUUAAUUUAGCUCAUGUAAUUUAGUUUGCAGAACUUGGCCUUCCUUUGCACAUUAACAUCACUUUUUUAAAAAAAAGCACAGAGUUUACCCCAGCCUUUUCCAACCUAGUGACCUGCGGCUGUGCCGCCUAAAGUUGAUGGGAAUUGUAGUCCAAACUAUCUGGAGGCCAGCAGUUGCAAAGUCUGGUUGACACAGUCCAACUACUAGUAGUGAAGUGUUUGGAAAGCUUAAAGGAAAUAGGACAUGGAGGCUGGCUUCUCCCUUGUGCCAAUCUCUUGGUACUUUGCCUAAAGAGCAUCUUACUCUUUGAGAGAAACUGUUUUGUGCUUUGAGAGUAUGCUUUAUUUUCUUAAAGCAGAAGAAACAACAUUUCUGCAUGAGAGAGGAGUAUGCUGGUAUCCCAAGAAAAUUUAGGUUAUUGGAUUAAAGGUCACCCACACAUAAAAAUAAUCCAAUAUAAUAAUAAUAAUAAUAAUAAUAAUAAUAAUAAUAAUAAUAAUAAUAUACCACCCUUCAUCCAAAGAUCACAGGGCUGUUCACAACUUAAAAAUACAAAAUGAGAACACAAAAUACAUAAUAAAACAAAAGCAAACCAAUAACUCCCCCCUCCCUAAACACAUUUAAAAGGCCAUAGAGUAUUCAUCAGUGAAAGGCCUGGUUAUAGAGAAAUAUCUUCGCCUGGCUCCUAAAGAAAAAGCAUUAAUUUUAACAAAAAAGGUGAACUCCCAUUGAUUAGCAAAUGCUUGGACAGAAUGAGGUAACAAGUAAUCUACUAAUAAGGAUUAAUUAAAUAGAACCAGCUCCUUGGUUUGCCAGCACUGGUGCCUUCUUCAUUGCCAAUCUUAAUGUUUUUCCCCUAUAUCCUUUGCCCCUUGAUGUUUCCGGUCUCUACACAGCUUUGUGUGUGUUCUGUUCAAGCAUGCUUCCUCCACUCUAAAUGCAUAUGCAGGCAGAUCUACUACCCUUGUACUACUCCUACAGGCUCUAGUAACAAAAUAAAAUGUUGGUGUGGGUGGUAGUAGUAAUCUUGCAAUGCAUAUCUACCAUAGGGCUGGCCCUACAAUUAGCUACAGUGAGGUGACUGCCUCAGGCAGCAGAUGAUGCAGGUGUGUAUGUAGAGAGGUGACAAACUGUUGAAACACAAAGCUGCAUGUGCACCUUGUGUCCUGACACAAGCAGAAUGUCUGCUCAUGGAUCUCUCUGCAUAUGUGAAUGUGCACACAGUUCUUAAAGAAUAGCAAAGAGGAGGAGCAGUCAGUGAGGCAGUGAGUGGAAUGAGAAGAGUAUUGCUAAACAUUUGUCCAUAGCAGUUGUCUCAGGAAGGUUUUAUGGAUCCUGUCUUGCACUAAGAAACCUGAAGUGCGGUGAUAGUUGGAAUAAAUGCAGGGUUAGAUAGCGACUGCUGUAUUUCUUGGAACAAAUUACGUACAAAUUAUCUGGAGCAGACAACUAUUACAAUAUUAAAUAUUCCUUCUGUGUUGUGGUUCCUUUUUGUGAAAAUUCAUUCUCUCUGAGAAGGCAAAAAAGGUAGCCCCUGGUAUGCUCUAAUGCUAUCUGUCUCAAUUUCUCUAGCAACUUUUUUACUUUUCCAGGUCUCUUUUAAUAUAGGGGUCCUUAAUUUUAUAUGGACUUACUAGCCAGCCAUAUAUUGUGGUUGCACUCGCUGAAGUUCUCUCUGUGUGCUAGAGAACUCUGAAUUUGUGUUGCAUGUUGUGCUGAGCUUUGGAGCAGGCAGAAGCGCUGCAAACUGAUUUUGUCUUUUCCGAAGCUCAGCACAGCCAAACCCCUGUGCACCAGCAUCAGGGUAGGUAGCGUUAAGAAGGGACCACACUGAGGGCCAAAGACAGCCAUAGGCAAACUCGGCCCUCCAGAUGUUUUGGGACUACAACUCCCAUCAUCCUUAGCUAGCAGGACCAGUGGUCAGGGAUGAUGGGAAUUGUAGUCCCAAAACACCUGGAGGGCUGAGUGUGCCUGUGCCUGGCAAAAGACAUGGCCUCAGGCAAGCUGGCAAGUGGCUUGAAUUAGAUUGAUGGUUUUAUCGUGCCUUUUUUCAGUCCCAAGGACGUACAAAGUAUGAACAAUACACUGUUAUCACAAGACAAAACAAUUUGAAACCAGGUUUGUGCACUGGAUGCAACUGGAUCCUGAACUGAAUUAGAUCGAUUUGGGGCAACCUGGGAUUUAGCUAGAUUGGGUUGAGGCAUCGCUGGAUCACCCCAGGUCAGCUCAGAUCCAUCCAGAGCAACCCAGGGCUUUCAGAUGGAGGACAUUGUCGCAGUGUAGGGUGGAGAGAAAGAGACAUACAGGCUGCCUGUGUGUAUCUCUUCCCCCCAGCCAGCAUGGUUAAUGGUUGCAUACGAUGGGAGUUUGAGCCCAACAGUGUGUGGAGGAUCACAGAUUGGCCACCUCUAUUUAUAGUCAGCUGAGCUAGAAAUGGCCCUCUCCUUUAUUAGAAAAGAACGUGAGGGGAGAGAUGAGAGCCAGUAUUCCAAGGAAGCAAGAUAUGUUUCCGUGUUUUUGUGUGAUACAUGGGGCAUGCACAUCUCUGGCCAAAGGAUUCUUCUCCCCCUGGCAUGCUUUCAAUCAGCACUGACUUGGACAUUUCCUCUCUGACUAGCUUGUUGGACUCAGUUUUCUUUCACUGUAGCUCUAGCUUCACGUGACGACUUCUUGUGUUGGCAGUGAAAGAUUGGUGUGAGUCACCAUUCAGGCCCAGGCCUGAGAACGAGGGGGGUUGUACAAGCAAGGAUGCCCCAUUUGGACUAGACAGUGCCUCCAAAACAGAUCUCUGGCUGAGCCCAACAGCUCUCAUCUCACUUGUUGACCAGGUCCUGUUUCAGUGAGCUCCUUUUAUGCAACCCGUGUGCCCCAGAGAGGUGAAGGACACAGCCUGAGCUGGCUCCAUCAGUCAGCAGAACAAAUGGGCUUGCUCUGCCUAACAUCGGGCCAUCUCGGAUUCCACCUCUUUUAUAGAGAUGAGUGAUGAAGAGAGGCUCGUUCCGCUUUGCUGCUGUAUUAAUACACAUCAGGGGCCAGCUCCCGGCACUAAAUCACGCUACUGCAUACAUCUGUUAUCGGACUCCUCACCACCGUGAUGAACAAGACUGCAGAUAGAGGCUUCCUCAUGUCAUUCUUUAUAGGAUUUUCCUAAAAGAAUAAAUAGCUCAAAUCUCUGCCAACACUCUCCCCUGUCAUUGUGAUGAAUUUAGCUUCUUUCUUAAACAUGCAGCAACAAAUCUUCCUUUGUCGUAGACCCCUCCCCCUCCCCACCUCCAGAAAGUUUUGUUGAAUUUGACUGAAUUUAGAUGAUGAUAGUCAGGCCACUUAAGAUGCAUCCAGUGGUGGCAACGGAAGCUGCAAUCUGGAGGGUUGUUUUUUCUUUUAACCUAAUAUAUAUUUAAUGGCACCCGUACAAGGUCUUACUCUGGGUGAAUCUGUAACUACAAUUCCUUGGCAAUCCCUAAGAAACGGUUCACACAUGAGAACCCUAUGUGACCACCUCACGCUUCUAGAGCAGCUGCCAUCCUAAAAAUGGGGUUACCACUGUUGCCACUCCACCAUGGAGACCCUAAGUCACACUUGCACAAGGGCUUUUGCAGUUCCACAUGCUCCUGGGGCAGUUGUGUGUGUGGGUCAGAUGCCACAAAUAGUCCUCAAUUGAAAGUAUGGUAACGUUCUACCUACUCUAUUGCUGGGCAGUGGUUGAGGCCUAGGAUAUUACGCAGGCUUAAUAGGGUAUUAUAGCAGGCUUAAUAGAAUUUGACUCUUAACUAGACUUGGAGACCGCCCCGCCCCCUCAAAAUACCUCCCAAAUCUACCUGAGAAACAGUUUUAUGUUCCCUUGUUUUAGGCAUGUCUCAUUGUCUCACAGUUCCCCAUAGCUUUUAAGAAUGUGGGCUUCAUUUGGACCCUCUUACAGCUGGGCUUCCAUUUGCUCAUGGUCCAGCUGUCUUCAAGGAGGAGGUGGUUUCAUUAGUGGCCUUUUAGGCAAUGUAUUCUUGCUCAAUUUAUUUCAGUCACUUCAGUGGGACGAAUAAAAGGAUUGCUAGUUUUCUUUCCACCGCUUUCCUGCAGCAUGGGUAGUCUUCAAGGUGUGCUCAAGCUGCUUCAGUGACAAUCAAGUGAAUGUCAUUCAUUUUCUUUUGUGCAAGGCUGGUUUCUCCUUUAGCAGGAGAGUUUGGCUGCAUUUCUGGCGAGUUUAAAAUGGUGCUUAGACAGGUUCCCACCUUUAUCCCUAAAGUUGUUGCUUCACUUUUUCCACAAGGAAAAUGCAUUAUUUCUUUCUGCCAACUGCAUAUUUGUGGCAGAUCAUGUAUUCUUUGAAACAUGGGUCUUUAGAAGCAGAAUAAAGAAUCAAAAGCAAGCAAGCAGGUGCCAGUUUGUCCAAGCCUGAUCACAGAAUUUUGGCUGUUUGGGCAGAGAAUUCAAAUUUCCAUUUGAUGCAGAAUAAACACAAACACAGAGCAGGGACUAUUUAUUUGGUCAGGUCACUUCUACAGCUAAGAGCAGAGGUGAGUAUCUGGAUGUUGCUGGACUACAAUUCCCAUCAUCCCCGACCAAUGGCUAUGCUGACUGGGACUCAUGUGAGCUGUAGUCCAACAACAUCAGGAGAGCCAUGGGUUCCCCAUUCCUGGGUUAGAGCAAAAGAAAGUCUUAACUGCUGGGAGCUCUCUAGUGCUGAAACCAGGAAUGGUUUUCAGAAGCUCUGGAGUUAUCCAUAUCAUGCUUUAAAUUGGCACUGUUCUCCCUUUCUGCCCACGCCCAUGGCACCCUGCAGUCUGCAUAAAGAGAAGGGUGCAUUGAUGAUGUUUUUGUGUUUUUAUUGUGACUGACUGCCCCUUCCCUCCUCAGCAGCACGCUGGCUAUGAGCAGGGCAUUUAUUGGCAGAGGGUGUAGCUUUCUACAUAGCGUUUUGAAAUGCAAAUAAUGAACAAAUGAAACAAUGCUUGGAAUCUACAUAGUAUUCUAGUCUUUUAGAGCUCUGUAAACCUGGCUGAAAGUAAACGAAUAGGAUAGGCAGUCAUGGCAGUGGAAGCAUACGGUGGGGCUUGGCACCUAACAUUUGAUGUGCAAAUUGUACCUUGCUUUGAUGUUCCUGUUCAUUGUAUUUCUCUUCCUUUUUUAUUGUGAUGUCCCAGCAGCUUUAUCCAUCCACAUAGAUACUUCAGACCCAGGCCCGCCUGUGCCACACUCCCAGAGGCACCAGAACUGA